Molecule: messenger RNA, 798 nt
Organism: Linum trigynum
Lineage: Eukaryota; Viridiplantae; Streptophyta; Magnoliopsida; Malpighiales; Linaceae
Source: the annotation of a GenBank genome assembly
AUGUCGAAGAAAAAAAUUUACCAGGAUGAUGAUGACGAUGAAUUUCCGUCGUUGCAGUACUACGCCGACAGCCGGUGCAAAUGCUGCCGAGAGCUUGACAGCAGGGAUAUCAAGCCACAGCCCGACGACGACUACUUUAUAUCGCCCACUGACGAUUUCGAGGGCGAUGAUUUUCUAAAGCUUCACGUCAUCCACUACCGGAGGAAGAAGUGGGAGACAGGGUGUUUUGAUAUUGAUUGCCCGCCGAAUUACGGGGGCAUCGGUGGAAUAGCUUUCCCUGGAAAGCAUCUGUACGGAGACGAUAUAAAGUCGGACAAGCUGCUUAACGACAUGGCUAAACACGUCGUCGAUACAUAUAACAAGGAGAAGGGCGGUAAGUUGGUCUUCGUUGGAGUGCGGAACGUAUCCGGAGAGGGUUGUAAUUGGAGGAACUUCUACAUAACUUUUGGUUGCCGCAAUGGAAAUGGUGUGCGUAAAAAGACUAGGAUGCGUGUGAAGACUUAUAGAGCCGUCGUUACCUGUCGCAUUUGGAGCGACAAAAAGGAGAAGAGAAUUUUGGUCUUCAGGGACGCCAGUGGGAAAGAUUUGCUGCCGCCAGAUCCCUUCUACGGGCCUCUCACAACGCCUUUCUAUCGUCAUCCUGCACUAGCUGGUAGCAACGAUCUCAAAAAGGAAUCCGGAGGAGUGGUAGGUAAGAACUCAGAUGCUGAAGGUGGUGUUAAGGAGGAUCUCGAGAAGGAAUCCGGAGGAGUGGUAGUUGGGAACUCAGAUGCUGAAGAUGGAGUUGUUUGUCAGUAG